Telopea speciosissima is the source of this 767-nucleotide messenger RNA. RefSeq names its product glutathione transferase GST 23-like. Lineage: Eukaryota; Viridiplantae; Streptophyta; Magnoliopsida; Proteales; Proteaceae. Bases 24 to 695 code for a protein of 223 amino acids. Gene Ontology annotation, cellular component: cytoplasm. The record is from RefSeq and is a predicted model, not a curated record. Gene Ontology annotation, molecular function: glutathione transferase activity. The transcript is spliced from 2 exons. Gene Ontology annotation, biological process: glutathione metabolic process.
UAUGAAUAUCAGAGAUUCAUGAGAUGGGGCAUGUGAAGUUGCUUGCGACUUCUAGUAGCCCUCCAUGUCGUAGGAUUGAAUGGGCUUUAAAGCUCAAAGGUGUAGAAUAUGAGUACAUAGAAGAAGACCUUGCAAACAAAAGCCCCCUUCUUCUCCAGUGUAACCCAGUUCAUAAGAAGGUUCCUGUCCUCAUCCAUGAUGAGAAACCUAUUGCAGAAUCAUUCGUUAUCCUUGAAUACAUCGAUGAAUCGUGGGAAGGGUACCCUCUACUGCCUGUGGAUCCUUAUCAGAGAGCUAUGGCUCGUUUCUGGGCUAAAUUUGCAGAUGAGAAGUCUUUGAUUGGUGUAUGGCAAGCAUGUUGUGCCCAAGGAGAGGAACAAGAGAAAGCUGUAGAGUCUGCAUUAGAGACACUGAAAAUUCUGGAGAAGAAGGUUGAAGGGAAGAAAUUCUUUGGAGGAGAGAAGAUUGGGUUUCUAGAUAUAGUAAUGGGUUGGAUCCCUCUUUGGCUUAAUGCCUUGGAAGAAGUUGGGGGAAUGAAGCUACUUGAUGCAGAGAGUCUACCUUUACUCCAUGAAUGGUCUCAGAAUUUCAUCCAAGUUCCUGUUAUCAAAGAAAACCUUCCACCAAAAGAGAAGGUUAUCAGUUACUUCCAGUUUGGCAGAGACUACAUGCUUUCAUUAGCUGCCAAUAAAUGAUGUUUUUCAUUUAUUUACUUAUUUAUGCAUUCAUGUUCCUACAAGAGAAUAUUAUGCAUUGCAGAAAAUAAA